Messenger RNA from Colletotrichum acutatum, 870 nucleotides. RefSeq lists its product as uncharacterized. Lineage: Eukaryota; Fungi; Ascomycota; Sordariomycetes; Glomerellales; Glomerellaceae. The record is from RefSeq and is a predicted model, not a curated record. The transcript is spliced from 2 exons. Bases 1 to 870 code for a protein of 289 amino acids.
AUGAAGUACGGCUCAGCUCUCCUCCUCGCGGCUUUCGCUGCCACCAACGUCUUUGCCCACGGUGUCAUCGACGGUGUUCAGGGUGCCAACGGUGUCAACCUUCCCGGUCUUUCUUUGAUCGAUGACACUCCUCGUGACUGCGCCUCUCCCCGCUGCGGCUCCGAGGCCGAUACCUCCAUCAUCCGUGACCGCGAGCUCGGCACCGCCAAGGCCUCCGCUCUUGGCCGCACCCAGGGUGGUGGUCCUGUCGAUGCCGCCGCCAUGAUGCAGACCUUCAUGAACGGUGCCGCCGGCAACACAACCGCCACCAAGGCUGCCCGUGAGAUCCACGAGGCCAACCUCGCCCGCCGCUACGCCAACAUUGCCGCCCGCCAGGCCGGCAAGGGCACCAAGACCCCCAAGGGCACCGUCGAGACUGGUGUCAAGGCCGCCACCGGUAUGGCUGCCCAGCAGGGCAUGCCCACCACCGCCGACGACGGCACCAUCUCCAUGACCUUCCACCAGGUCAACCAGGACGGCGCCGGCCCCCUCAAGGCUGACAUUGACGGCACCUCCGGCGGUACUGACCCCGCUGCCUUCAAGACCGCUGAGGUCACCCAGAACGUCCCCGGUAUCGGUAUCGGCGGUCUCUCCGGUGCCUCUACCAUGGACUUCCCCGUCAAGGUCCAGAUGCCCGCCGGCAUGACCUGCGACGCCAACGUCGGUGGCGCCAGCAACGUCUGCGUCGCUCGUCUUCGCAACGCCGCCCUCGCCGGUCCCUUCGGUGGCUCCGUCGCCUUCACCCAGUCCACCGCCGCCCGCAAGCGCGCUGUCGAGUUCAACCUCAAGAAGCGCUCCGAGCGCCGCUCCGCCCGCGACUUCAAGGCCUAA